Abrus precatorius (Indian licorice) is the source of this 1110-nucleotide messenger RNA. Its product is annotated as TLC domain-containing protein At5g14285. The transcript has a single exon. Gene Ontology annotation, cellular component: membrane. The record is from RefSeq and is a predicted model, not a curated record. The coding region runs from base 343 to 1092 and encodes 249 amino acids. Lineage: Eukaryota; Viridiplantae; Streptophyta; Magnoliopsida; Fabales; Fabaceae.
GUUUUUUUAUUAAAAAUUGUAAUAUAUGAAAUGGUAAUAAAAGAUUUCUCACAAAUCUAAUUGCUUCCUAAAACGAAGAAUAGGAACGAAAUAAUUCGAUGGGAACAGAAAAUUGAUAGUUUCGAUACUGCGAGAGUCCAUUAAAAGCCCAAAAAGAAGCAGCACAAUCCGGUCAAGCUCUGUCUCUUCAACCUUGCAAUUCAUCAAUUCUUCAAUUUCAAGGUUUCAGAUUGCAAUACCCACAAACAAGACCUUCCUUCAAAACCCCACACCCACCGGCACAAUAAAAACCCACAAAUUCAAUCCUUUAAUCUUCAUUCUUUAAUCAACCCACCAAAAAGCAUGACAACCAUUGUGUCAUUACAAAGCUCGUUUGCGCUGCCAUUCUUCUUCUUCAUCUUUCUCGCUAUCUACCUUACAGGAUACCUCGUCCUUUUCCGCAACCACAGCCCCAAGAUCCGACCCGAAUUCUCCAGCUGCCUGAUCUCCCUCUUCCAUGGAACUCCGGCCGCGCUCCUCGGCGCCGCUGCAAUUCUCUCCGACGGCCACCGUGGCUUCGCGGCGCCGAACACUGCCUUCCAGAAACUCGUAUUGGACUUCAGCACCGCCUACUUCCUCAUGGAUCUGCUCCACUACGUUGUAUUCUACCCUAGGGACGUGCUCUUCAUCGCGCACCACGUUGCCACGCUCUUCGUCGUCGUCACGUGCCGUCACGUGGUUUCGCACGGCGCGUUCUCUGUCCUCGCGCUGCUCGUCCUCGCUGAAGCUACCAGCGCGUGCCAGAACGCGUGGACAAUCGCCGGUGCGCAACGCCGCGAGGACCCGUUCGCCGCGAGGGUGUACGACGCGCUUUCUCCGCCGUUUUACGCUGUUUAUUCGGUGGUGAGGGGUUUCUUUGGGCCUUAUUUUGUGUACCAGAUGGUUGUGUUCUACGCAAGUGGGGGUGCGCGUGGGCUUGUUCCCGCUUGGAUUUGGGUUUCUUGGGUGAUGGUUGUGGUUAUGGCUAUUGGGGUUAGCAUUAUGUGGAUUUCAAAUCUUUGGAUUCAAUUUUAUAGGGAAAGAACAAGAAAAUUGGAGGAGAAAAUUAGAUAGGGAUUGUUGUUGUAAGCA